Molecule: messenger RNA, 1023 nt
Organism: Mesorhabditis spiculigera
Lineage: Eukaryota; Metazoa; Nematoda; Chromadorea; Rhabditida; Rhabditidae
Source: the annotation of a GenBank genome assembly
AUGCUCCCCGACAGUCCAUGCCCUCGUGCCGCCCUGGCCCUCUCCGAUCUACAGCCCCAGACCGGAGCCUCAACGUUUGCCGUCGGAACCGGAUCCGGAAAUUGGUCAACGCACGGUGUUGGUGGAAUCGGAGGUGACGUCUACCUCGACAAAUCGCACCAAAAUAACAAUGGAGGACUUUUUGGAGGCAUGAGGCAUCAGCACGCAGCAAUAGAGAUGGGUCUCCUCUCAACCAUCAUCCUGUCUUCUCUGCCCCUCCUCGUUUUCUACCCUCUCUCGUCGAUGGCCCAAGAGUUGGGCCCCUGUGCAAAUAUACCCAAAUUACUGUGCUGCACCGACAAAGUUAUAGAAAAAUGCCUGCCAGGCUGCCUUGAUCACAUCACCGAAAAUUGCCCAGCCAAGCUCGAAAAGUUUGAGACAAUCGGAGCCGCACUCCCCGCAUCGGCUCAACAAUCACCAUCCCAACAUCAGAACAACAACGCCCGUCAAGUCCACGUUGGAAGGGAAUCCGCUCGUCGAGCACCACAAACCGGCGACUACAAACUACUAAACAGCGAGUAUCCAGUCACCGAGGUGUCCGAUAAGGAUCUCAGUACGGAUUGCGGCACUGAACGAUCAAAGCCCCCGUAUUCGCCAUGCUUGUCGCGAAAGGCGGUAGAUGAUCUGUUUAUGUCGUGCUGUAGACAACAUGUCCCCUCCAACUGCCAUUCCCUCUGCUCCUAUGAACACCGUGAGCACAACGCCGCCCAAAACCUGAUCCAGGCGGUCCAACAAGACGAAUGCGACCUGAAAUACCUCUCGUCGAUUCUCUACUGUGCCGGCCAGAAUCGAGACAAUCGUCCGUGUUGUACCCAUUUGGGAAUGGCCAAUGAUGAGCUUGGUGUUGGCGAUAGAUGCCUGCGUAUGUGCAACAUUGGUGUGGCGGGCGACCGUCUUCGGGCUGUCGAGAAACAGGACCUCGUCUGUCUCUCCAAUUGGAAUGUUCUGAUGUAUUGUGCCCGAUCCGGACUGAGGACCAUCAAC